AAAAAAAAAAAAAAGCACCAACAUAGUUAAAGUGUCCACCAUGAAAUAUGAUGGAGCAAUUAGAGGCAACAGAUUACAACACAGAGCAGUGCGGAUGGAUCUAAAAACACAGUUCUGAGUGAAAGAAAGGUGAUCAGCAGAACGAGAAAUAUAACAGUUCCAUUUAUGUAAAAUCAAAACAACCACACACAACGCAUAACACUCAUGCAAACUAUAGAAAUCCAAUGUAUUGUAAUGAUUGUCUAUGAGAAAUAGAGAAGGAAAGGGAGUUGGGAGGUUAAAAAGGGAUUAAAAAAAAAAGACAAAAAAGGACCUCAACAAAUUUAUAAAUAAAUAAAUAACAUGGGAACAAUGAAGCUUCCUUACCUUCCUCACAAGGUCAUUCUGCGGACCUGACGAGAUCAUGCAUAGGAAAGCAAAAGUUAAUUUACUGUUUCCAUUGUGAUCUCCAUAUGGAAUAAAUGAACUGAACAGAGAUAGAAAUUCCCCAGUGCUCUUCAGCAGGAAGCUGUCGCCAGGGCAGAGCCCAGGAAGCCUUGCCCUGGCUUCAGAGUCUGCCAGUAAGAUGACAUCAAAGCUCUUCAUGAAGGAGGGGCAGGCCCUCCCUCGCUUCUGGAGACACCACUUGAUGGCACAGCCUGAAGCAGCAGCAGCCUCUUCCCAUGGAUCCGUUUCAAAUGGCCCACUCGAGCCCUCGGAAGAAGAGACCCAGGCAGAUGAGUACCUCAAUGGCCUCCCCUCCUCAUGACAUCAAGUUCCGAGAUUUGGUCCUCUUCAUUUUGGAGAAGAAAAUGGGAACCACCCGCAGAGCCUUCCUCAUGGAGCUGGCCCGAAGGAAAGGAUUCAGGGUUGAAAAUGAGCUCAGUGAUUCCGUCACCCACAUUGUGGCAGAAAACAACUCUGGUUCAGAUGUCCUGGAGUGGCUUCAGGUACAGAACAUAAAAGCCGGCUCACAGCCAGAACUCCUGGAUGUCUCCUGGCUGAUAGAAUGUAUGAGGGCAGGAAAACCGGUGGAGAUGACAGGAAAACACCAGCUUGUUGUGAGAAGAGAUGAUUCAGCUGGCCCCAACCCGGGCCCCCAGGAGACUCCACCGCUAGUGAAAAAGAUCUCUCCAUACGCGUGUCAGAGAAGAACCACCUUAGACAACUGUAACCAAGUGUUCACGGAUGCCUUUGAUGUAUUGGCUGAAAAUUAUGAGUUUAGAGAAAAUGAAAGCUCCUGUCUGACAUUUAUGAGAGCAGCUUCUGUUCUUAAAUCUCUGCCAUUCACAAUCAUCAGUAUGAAGGACAUAGAAGGAAUUCCCUGCCUGGAGGACAAAGCGAAGUGUGUCAUAGAGGAAAUUAUUGAAGAUGGAGAAAGUUCUGAAGUUAAAACUGUGUUAAAUGAUGAACGGUAUCAGUCCUUCAAACUCUUUACUUCUGUGUUUGGAGUGGGAUUGAAGACGUCUGAGAAAUGGUUCAGAAUGGGUUUCAGAACUCUGAGUAAGAUAAGGUCGGACAAAACCCUGAAAUUCACAAAAAUGCAGAAAGCAGGAUUCCUCUAUUAUGAAGACCUCGUCAGCUGUGUGACCAGACCAGAAGCAGAGGCGGUCAGCGUGCUGGUUAAAGAGGCCGUUUGGGCGUUUCUGCCUGAUGCCUUCGUCACCAUGACGGGAGGAUUCCGGAGGGGUAAGAAGAUUGGGCACGAUGUAGAUUUUUUAAUUACCAGUCCAGGAUCAACAGAGGAAGAAGAGCAAGAACUUUUAUCUAAAGUGAUAAACUUAUGGGAAAGGAAGGAAUUACUUUUAUACUACGACCUCGUGGAGUCGACAUUUGAAAAGUCCAAGUUGCCUAGCAGGAAAGUGGAUGCUUUAGACCAUUUUCAAAAAUGCUUCCUGAUUUUAAAAUUGCACCAUCAGCGAGUGGACAGUGGCAAGUCCAGCCAGCAGGAAGGGAAGACCUGGAAGGCCAUCCGUGUGGACCUGGUCGUGUGCCCCUAUGAGAACCACGCCUUCGCCCUGCUGGGCUGGACCGGCUCCCGACAGUUUGAGAGAGACCUCCGGCGCUAUGCCACGCACGAGCGGAAGAUGAUACUGGAUAAUCACGCCUUGUAUGACAAGACCAAGAGGAUAUUUCUCAAAGCAGAAAGUGAAGAAGAAAUUUUUGCACAUCUGGGAUUGGAUUACAUUGAACCAUGGGAAAGAAAUGCCUAGAAAAAGUUGUCGACAUGUUUUUCUGGUCUUUUUUUUUCAGGUUAAGUAAAUUACGCUUCCUAUUAUAGUGAAAGAUGCCUUAGGGAAGCUCGGGAUUCUUGAAGUCUUCCUGAACUGCAGAUUGCUUCUAGAAAUAAGUAGUUUUGGAAACAUGUUAAGGCGCCACCUGGUAAUGGGUUGUGUUCUAAUAGGCCACUUGCUGCUUAGAAUUCACAGUGCAUUUUCCACAGAAACAAUGUAAUUGGUAGUUUCUUUCAUGGAAGCUCAUCAAAGCCCACUUUGCCCACAGUGUAGCUGAAAUACUGUAUAUUUCCAAUAAAAAUAGGAGGA
Messenger RNA from Equus caballus (horse), 2522 nucleotides. RefSeq names its product DNA nucleotidylexotransferase (gene DNTT). Gene Ontology annotation, cellular component: nucleus. Gene Ontology annotation, biological process: double-strand break repair via nonhomologous end joining. Gene Ontology annotation, molecular function: DNA nucleotidylexotransferase activity; DNA binding; DNA-directed DNA polymerase activity. NCBI's taxonomy places the organism in Eukaryota, Metazoa, Chordata, Mammalia, Perissodactyla, Equidae. The record is from RefSeq and is a predicted model, not a curated record.